AUGCCGCCUCGAGAUACUAAGUUCAAGCUGAACACGGGCGCCGAGAUACCCGCCAUUGGGUUCGGGACCUGGCAGGACGAAGAAGCUCAGGAAAAGGCUGUUCUUGCGGCACUGCAGGCGGGAUACCGUCACAUCGACACGGCUGCCAUCUACGGCACGGAGGCAGCGGUGGGCAAGGCUAUCAAGAAGUCUGGCGUCCCGCGAGAGGAGAUCUUCAUCACCAGCAAGCUGUGGAACAACAAGCACAAGCCUGAGGAUGUCGAGAAGGCGAUCGAUGCCAGCCUGAAGAACCUGGGGAUCGACCAUCUCGAUCUAUUCCUGAUGCACUGGCCUGUCGCCUUUGCACCAGGGGACGAGCCUUUCCCCAAAGACGGCGCCGGAAAAAUGAAGACGGCAGACAUCGACUAUGUAGAUACAUACAAGGCGAUGGAGAAGCUGGUGCACGCCGGCAAGACCAAAGCCAUCGGAAUAUCCAACUUUUCCAAGGCUGAGACCGAACGGCUGCUGCAAAACACCACCAUCGUCCCGGCCGUUCACCAGCUGGAGCUCCACCCGUGGCUCCAGCAGCCGUCCUUCGUCGCCUACCUGAAGGCCAAGGGCAUCCAUGUCACGCAGUACUCGUCUCUCGGCAACCAGAACGAGACCUACCAGCAGGAUGGCAAGCUGCUCGAGGCGCCUGUCCUCACGGCCAUCGGGAAGAAGUAUAACAAGACACCACCGCAGGUCGCUCUCUCUAACCUGUCAGCCUGGGGAAUCAACGAGGGCCACUCGGUGCUGGUCAAGUCCAAGACGGAGGAACGCAUCAAGGCCAACUUCGAGUCCGACUUUGAGCUCGAGGCAGAGGACGUCCAGCUGCUGCAUGAGAUGGACAGGAAAAGGCGCUUCAACAACUCCAGCGAGGCUUUUAACUACAAGUUCUUCUCCGACCUCGACUAG
This is a messenger RNA of Microsporum canis CBS 113480, 936 nucleotides long. RefSeq names its product aldehyde reductase. The transcript is spliced from 4 exons. Lineage: Eukaryota; Fungi; Ascomycota; Eurotiomycetes; Onygenales; Arthrodermataceae. Gene Ontology annotation, molecular function: aldose reductase (NADPH) activity. Bases 1 to 936 code for a protein of 311 amino acids. Gene Ontology annotation, cellular component: cytosol. The record is from RefSeq and is a predicted model, not a curated record.